ACGUCACACAACACGAGACAAACAUGGAGGGAAAGACUGAGGACGCGUCCUCAACAGCGCCGAAGCCUCUUACACCUGCUCAGACACGGCUCCUUAAAAGACAGCAGGAACUGGAGCACUGGAAGAGGCACUCAAAACAACUGCGAAGCCGUAAUUUGAUCACGGGCCUGACCAUCGGAGCCUUUGUGCUGGGCCUAUUCAGCUACACCAUUCUCUCAGUCAGGCAGGAGAGAAUCAUGGAUGAGAUUGAUGAUGAGGCAAAGACCUUCGUCAUGAAAGGCCCUCGGACGGGGGCCAACUCUUAAGACGCUCCUCUGGCUCACUGAUGCCAACUUUCUAAUGUUGGCAGGGCAGUUAUCAUUUGUCUUCAUGUUUGAGACUGUAGAUCUCUUGAUACAUUAUCAAUGAACAUAUUUUCUGGUAGCCACAUUAUAUGGCACAAAGCAAAAUGCCCUCAUGAACUUGUUAACUUGUGUUUUUCAUUAUAUUUAUUUCUUUUAAUCAUUCCUUGUCUGCCUUUUCUUAUGCUAGUUGCUGUAACUUAAAAAUAAAACAAAAAUGGAUAUUGAAUUUGAUAGGUUUUAUGUAUUGGCUAUUUUCAACGUGAAGCAUCUAGUUAUUUUUCAGAACUGUUAUUAUAACUGCUUUAUAAUGUUCUAUUGUAUUCCGCUAGAUGGCAGUAUAUGUCACAUUAGUAGGAGCUGAUAGGAGCUAGUUUGUUUAUACAGUAUACAGGCAUGGCUUGAUAAGCUUGCAGGACACACUGUACCUUUCCGGUCAUGUGCCACUUGAGACAAAAUGGAUUAGUUAUAUAGGCUUGAUUUCCAGAGUCUCUGAGAAAUCUGGAGAAUAUCAUAACAAAUGUCAUAGAUUAAUCAUGUCAUAAUGAAAAAUUGUACAUACUGUAUUUAAGAAUCCUAAGGUCUGCAAAACCUUAUCCCAUAGAGCUAUGUUAGAUUGAACUUUUGCAGCCUUCUCCACUCUGAUAAUAUUCUUACUGGGGAUGUUAAAGGAAUAUUCUUGGUUGCAUACCGUUAAGAUAAAUUGUGGCAUAAUUUUGAUCAAAUUGAUUUUGAAUUCUUCUAUUUCUUUAAAGAAAAUAAAAAAUCUUGGAGUGAAUGGGGGCCAAUCUAGAAUUGUUGUUUUACUAUUAAAACAAUAUUUUAACAAGACAUAAACAAUAUGCAUCAUGCAUGUAACGUU
Messenger RNA from Sinocyclocheilus grahami, 1203 nucleotides. Its product is annotated as cytochrome c oxidase assembly factor 3 homolog, mitochondrial-like. Bases 24 to 305 code for a protein of 93 amino acids. The record is from RefSeq and is a predicted model, not a curated record. The transcript is spliced from 2 exons. Gene Ontology annotation, cellular component: mitochondrial inner membrane. Gene Ontology annotation, biological process: mitochondrial respiratory chain complex IV assembly. NCBI's taxonomy places the organism in Eukaryota, Metazoa, Chordata, Actinopteri, Cypriniformes, Cyprinidae.